This is a messenger RNA of Helicoverpa zea (corn earworm), 1934 nucleotides long. RefSeq lists its product as uncharacterized. The record is from RefSeq and is a predicted model, not a curated record. The transcript has 3 exons. NCBI's taxonomy places the organism in Eukaryota, Metazoa, Arthropoda, Insecta, Lepidoptera, Noctuidae. The coding region runs from base 258 to 716 and encodes 152 amino acids.
ACUGUUUUGGCAGUACGAUAAAGGUGCUAUCACAACAGCGUUAGAUCAUUAGGAACUAUUGGAUCAUAUGUUUAGUUUUUACAAUGUUGUACCUCUAUGUUUGCUACUUAUUCUCGGGAGUGUCAUAACGGUGAUGGUAAUUCGAUAUCAUAACAGUAGUUAUUGUUUGUUCAACACCGCAGGCCGACUUUCAGAGCAAUCCUUUUGUAGCGUUCCGAUCUUCAUUUGGAGCAGUAGUGUGGUGACAUUGUGCUGUGAUGGCCGAUAUAUGGACUAUUCUUGUGAUACUCUUUGCGCUCAUAGAGACUGUACGACUAGAGUCCUCUUUUCUAGACGACGUGUUAGAGGAUCCACCGUUAACAAGAUCCCUUGGCUUCGCAAUACGGAAGAGGUUUGACAAGACGCUGGAUGACGCGAGACUCAACCAGGAGUAUAUGUACCGUUACAAUGAGAUGCUCAAGGCCAGUCAGGAGUCGUUUGAAAGCUUCGCCAGUCGAGACGAGAGAAGGCUUCGCCGAGUCGUCGGUGAUCAUAAUUACGAAAUUAUGAGAGAAGCAGGUGUAUUGGACCGUCGCCGCAACGCUCCUCGUUUUCAGUCUCCCGUCGGCAGGCGAAGAGCUCGCACGCAAGCCCUGCGCCGACAGAAACUGAACAGCCAGAGUUUGAGGAGUCACCUCCAACACUCCCGACAAACCACCGCCGAUUACAGUGACUAGCCUUUUGAUUUUAAUGUGGCUUCUGCCCAAAUUUGUCGACAACACUAACCUCAGUCAGUUGCCUCAAAACAACUGUGUACUGCGAAUUUAUACGUUCAAUUUUCAAAGUAAUCAGUUGUUUGAGGAAAAAUUGAUGUUUAAGGUGUCGAUGAAAAUAGGGCUUUGAUAAAACCGCGGAAGUUGGUGUUUACUAAUGUUAAUAGCACCGCAAUGGCACAGCUUUACUACAUGUGCCACAUUCAGCUUCGAAAAUGUUAAUGUUACUAAAUAAUUUACUUACAAUUAAGAAUCUGAUACUGCAAAUGCAACUAUUUUAAACAAUGGAUGGGCUGGAGAGAAGGUUUAUGUGUAAGAUGGAAUGAAAGAGAAGAAGAAGAAUAGAGUGAAUGAGAGUGUGACAGCGCUUUCACAAUAGCGGAUUUUACGUGAACUACUGGACAAAAUCCGUUAAUGUUUGAAAGCGCUUAAAAAUAGGGCGAAUAAAAUAGGGAAUGUUAAAUGUGACUGAUAUUAAUAUUUAUAUUUUGUUAUUUUAUUAAUGCUUAUUAUCUCGUAGAACUUUUUGUCAGUCAGCAACUAAAUUCCGAGCAAAAGUACGCGCAUGAGACCCAUUUUUCUCGAGCACGAUCCUGAUUCCUCAAGAUGGUUUGACGGUGCAGACAAAAAGUUUGGCGAGAAUUUUAAGUACUUUAGUACUACAUUAAUAUAGCUUAUGUUACACUUAGUUUCAAGAUUACUUUGACUAAUGACAGCAGUUGAAAAUUUCGCACAUUUUGACAGCAUUUUCGUGUCAUAUAGAACCUUUUAAUUUUCUUUUACAGAUACGCUCAGGAUCAAAAGAUACAGGGGAAUGAUAAAACGUAUCUUUUAUUCUCGUUUUUGUGCCAAAUGUGGUUCAAAUCUUUUACAAACAAAUUAAUAGGUAAUAAUAAUUUCUAAUUCCUUUAGCAAGACUUACUUAAAGUAUAAUUAUAAAAUAAUAAAAGUAUAUUAAGUAAGAAUAAUACUAAAAUUAUGCGGAAAUGUAUCUCUUCCCACUCACCAUUUAAUCAGCCAGUUUAUAGGUUUAGUUACCUACUUAGUUACCACCUUAAUGUAUACUUAGUCUAAUGAUAUUUUAAUUUAAGUAAUCAUUUUUCGUGUAACUAUUUAUUAAUUUAAUGUACUUACUGAAAUAAACUUUAUGGAUGAAAAUGUGACCGCUUAAUUAAACUUUAA